Messenger RNA from Thamnophis elegans (Western terrestrial garter snake), 7093 nucleotides. RefSeq names its product RAB11 family interacting protein 4 (gene RAB11FIP4). Gene Ontology annotation, cellular component: endocytic vesicle; midbody; cleavage furrow. The transcript is spliced from 13 exons. Lineage: Eukaryota; Metazoa; Chordata; Lepidosauria; Squamata; Natricidae. Bases 240 to 1721 code for a protein of 493 amino acids. The record is from RefSeq and is a predicted model, not a curated record. Gene Ontology annotation, biological process: endocytic recycling; regulation of cytokinesis.
GAUGGUUUUGUCAAAACUGGCAUUUAUUUUUGGUUUUCAGCUAAACUAGAAGCUGUUGGCUUGCUUAAUGACCAGGACAUUUAUUUAACGACCACAGCAGCUGCUUUACAAUUGUUGCAUUCACGUAAUGACCACUGCAAUGAAGAUUGUAAAAGCAGGGCACUGAAACUCCAGAGAGUAACUACGGGGACCGUGAAAGUGGCUUCAGCGAAUCAGAUCUCUUUCCAGAUGAAGACACCAUGACCCUGGCCCAGCAGGAAGUCCACCAUGAGUCUGAUAUGGACAGUGCCAUUGAAAGCAACCACAGUUCAGAAGCGUCUGUUGUGUGCAAGGUUGAGAAGGAUGAUGUGUUGAAUGGCCUCUUCCUGCCUGGAAAUAAAUCAAAUCUGCUGAAUCCUGCAUCUUCUGAUCUUUCCACCUAUUCCACUGCAUCUCUGAUCAGUAAUGAAGAACAGUUUGAAGACUAUGGAGAAGGAGAUGAUGUAGACUUCACUCCCAGCAGUCCUUGUCUUGAUGAUGAAAGCAGGACACAUGCGUAUUCUGACCUUGGCUCAUCUGUUUCUUCCAGUGCUGGUCAGACCCCACGGAAAAUGAGGCAUAUCUAUAACAGUGAGCUCUUAGAUGUCUACUGCACCCAGUGCUGCAAGAAAAUCAACCUCCUUAAUGAUCUGGAAGCCAGACUGAAAAACCUAAAAGCCAACAGCCCAAACAGAAAGAUCUCUAGUACAGCUUUUGGCAGGCAGCUUUUCCACAACAGCAACUUCAGCAGUAGUAAUGGCAGCACAGAGGACUUAUUCAGAGACAGCAUAGAUUCGUGUGACAAUGAUAUCACCGAAAAGGUGACUUACUUAGAAAAAAAAGUGUCAGAGCUGGAAAAUGAUACCGUAACAAAUGGGGACCUGAAGAGCAAAUUGAAGCAGGAGAAUACACAGCUAGUUCACAGAGUGCAUGAGUUAGAAGAACUGCUGAAAGACCAGGAGACUUCAGCUCAGCAGACCCUGGAAGAAGAGAUCAAGAGGCACAGAGAAGCCUACAGCAAAUAUGAGAAGGAGAAGAGCACGGAGAUUGAGCUGCUAAACACACGGGUUCAGCAACUGGAAGAGGAAAACUGUGAGCUCAAAACCACUGUCCUACGACUGAAAUCACAAACAGAGAAACUGGAUGAGGAGAGGCAGCGAAUGUCUGACCGAUUAGAAGAUACCAGUCUGAGGCUGAAGGAUGAAAUGGAUCUGUAUAAAAGGAUGAUGGACAAACUGAGGCAGAACAGACUGGAAUUUAACAAGGAGAGAGAAGCCACUCAGGAGCUCAUUGAGGAUCUGAGAAAGGAGCUGGAACACCUUCAGUUGUAUAAGCUUGACUGUGAGCGUCCCGGUCGAGGAAGAAGUUCUUCCAGCUUGAGUGAAUUCAACGCCAAGACAAGAGAAGUGGAAAUGGAACAUGAAAUUAAACGUCUAAAACAGGAGAAUCAAAAACUUCAUGACCAGAACGAUGACCUCAAUGGGCAAAUCCUUAGCCUCAGCCUUUAUGAAGCUAAGAACCUUUUCGCAACGCAGACAAAAGCCCAGUCGCUGGCAGCGGAGAUUGACUCUGCCUCCAGGGAUGAGCUCAUGGAAGCCCUCAAAGAACAGGAGGAGAUCAACUACAGAUUGCGCCAAUAUAUGGACAAGAUCAUCCUGGCCAUCUUAGACCACAAUCCGUCCAUCCUGGAAAUAAAAAAUUGAAGAUUAUGGGUGGGAAGGGAGGUGGGCAGAUAGGAUGCCUUUAGAUUCAAGUAUCUCUAUUUGCUACUGUAUAUGAACUUAUAAAUAUAUACAUAUAUAUAACUCUCUCAAUACACAUAACAUACAAAACACAAACACACACACGCGUAUAUAUAUAUAUUAUAUAUAUAUAAAUAGAAAAAAAAACUUGUGUGGAUAUACACAGGGCGUGUUUAUAUGAGCUUAGUAUAUUUUGUGACUCAUAAUUUGCAUCGAUCCAUUUUCCACGCCCUCUCUCUGUGGUGAGGCUAGGGAUUAUAACUGAAAAAUCACAAAACUGGAUUUUGCACUGUUUUAGAUACCAGACAGAAAAAAAAAAUUGAUACUACCUCUAGAUGAAAAGAUAAAACACGAUGGAAACUAACUUGUGCCAGGCCUUUUCCUAGCCUACAAACAAUACUGAGUGUUUAUGUCUUAUGAAUCGCCUCCCUCUCAUCAUCUCAGAAAUAUCUUGUAUUAUCAGGUUGAAUUCUCACUGAUGCUGUUGGCUGUGUUGUUUUAACUUUGUCCAAGUUAUGUUUCUGAAGUCCUCUCCUUAGAUCUGAAUGUAUGCAUGCUGCAAAAGUGGGUCUUCCGGAAAAUUUACAAGUUUCUGCUUGAACUUGGGCUGUUUUAAUCAAAAAGCAGUUUCUACAUCUCGACCCCAAUUGGCUUUGAAUCCUUUGGGAUGGUGAACAGUUUGUUGUAUUCCGGGGGAAUCUGGAAUACUCAGGAAAACAAUGGGUCUUGGGGUUCCAUAUUUUCUUCAACUUAUCAGACUAUUCCCGAGGUGCUUUUUCUGGCUUUGGGUUUUAUCACAACAUCACCAAGGACCCUGGUGGUGGGAGACCUGGGUUCAUAAAUGCGGGGUGCAUCGGGGCUACAAAACAGUCCCAGCCCUGAUUCAGCUUCAGCAACAAGCAUUAAAAAGUGGUAGUUGCAGAGAGCUAUUUGGUUCCACACAAAGGGUUGGUUCAUUGGUGAGAACUCGGGGCUGCCACCGUAAGAAAUAGAAACCAAUUGUUUUUAAAUCACUUCAUUUUAUAUUGCUUUGUGUCAGCAUCUGCAAAAGCACCCUCUGCUAAUAAAGCAGUUAAGAAGUGGAGAAUGAUUGGGGGUUUUAGGCACUCAUGGGUGACACUGACCCUGUUUUUACAGACAAGGCAACAUUUUAAAUUGUUUUUUUACAGGUUUAGGAAAAAGAUGUUUAUACAUGCUUAAUAUUUAUUUCAUGCAAUUUUGGAGUUUCACUUAAACGUUUUGCCUACUUUACUGGGGGUGAUUAGCGCAGAAAAGCCAGAAACGACUGUUAAUCGAGCAUCACAGCUUCCUGCAUUUACAGGAAAAAAAUAUUACGCUCAAUUUGUGCCAUCAAUAAAUAUUCUCAUAUUGAUUCAGGCUGUUCAUGUCUCUUGCCCUUGCCAUCACCACCACCACCACCUUUUUCUCCUCCUCCUCCUCCUCCUCCUCCUCCUCCUCCUCCUCCCUUUUUCUUUUCAAUUGUGCUUCUGUAACAGCAUUCCUCAUGGCGUUUUAUAUAUCACUUACCCAGGCAUGCUAUAAGGAAAUCUGUAAAGUUAAGCGAGGGCUUGGGCAGGGGACCAUGAUGGAAAUGAGUUUUGUCUUUUCACUUCAAGAUUUUUCCAUUCCUGUCUGAGAUGUGCUUUGAUUUUUUUAAAAAACCCAACAAGCCAAGUUUUAUGUGCAUUGCAGUAACAAUUCUGGUGCAUGAACACAUGCAGUCACAUGCAUGUGAGAGAAGAGGCGUGUGCUAUUCUGUAAUGACUUGUGUGCAGGCCUCAUGGUCUUCCCACACCAAAGAUAGGCGCAAGAUAUCUCCCUGGAUAUCUGCAUUACAGAUAUCCAUAAGCCUUGUUCAGUACAGUUGGUGUCCAAGUAUGAUAUGAUCUGUAGUCUAAAAAUAUCUAGGAAGCCCCAAGAUUGCCUUUCCCAUCACACAUGAAAGGGAACUGCAUGCUCUGUGUAAUGGAUAGAAAAAACGUGGUUCAUAUGUAUUGUUUUCUUUCAUAAGCACAUUUCCACUUUCAAAUGAAACUGUCUUUUUUUUCCCUCACAGUGUCCUGAGUAAAGUUUGCGUAAUUAAUUUGAGAGUCUUAAAAGAAUAAAAAUAUUGAAUCAGAGGUUACUGUACUAUCAGUACUGAAAGUAUUGAUGCUUCUAAGCAUUGAAACCUGUUUCCAAAUUACGUGGCAGGAUGGUAUAUAAAUUAUGACAUUAUGUUGUACUUAAGAUAUUUCACAUUCAAUCAAGUGUUUCUGCAGAAGUAUGAAUCUCGGGGGGGGGGGCAGGGAUGACGACUGCAUGUGGGGUCAUAGCCUUGUGUUUAUUGGCUGUAUUUUCUAAUUAGUAGCAAGAGAGCUAAUAAUUAAUGCAAGGUGAUACUGGCCAGAGCCAGCCAUUACUUUUUACUCAACAUCUAAACUUCUAAUACCUCGUUGGCUUUCGAUCUUCGGAAUUUGGUGGGAAUGAAACUGACUCCAAUUGCAUCACUACCUUCUUUUUAGGUAGUCCAGUCAUGAUUGAAUAAAGGAGAAUCCUGAAUUCUUUUCUCAGUCAGGAUUUUCCAAUGCCUCACGUAGGCUGGAAGGAAUCCCGCUCCUGAAGGAACCACAUUCCCCCACUUUUCUACAUUAUCCACUUUCUGCAAAUUAGAGCAAUGCUUCCUUUCUCUACUUGGGAAGGGAGGUGAUGUAGCAAUCAUGGACCUCUGGAGAAUUUAUAUUUUUACAGGUUGCCUUUCAAAAGACUGAGGUUAAGGCUACUUAACUCCAGCUUGUUUUUGGUUUAUCCUGCUGAUAUUUUAAUGGUGGUGAGGAAUUGAUGACUUCAUCAGUUGAAUUGAUAGGGAAGGAAGCAAAAUGUAUCUGAAAGUUCUUGAAAGCUGAAAGAAUUGGGCAUGUUGACUUUGGAGAAGAUUGAGGGGUGAAGUUCUGAGAGAGAGAGAAAUCUCCACGAGUGAGGAGGCGAAGAGGUGAAUGGAUGGAAACUGAAGGAAGGGUUUUAUAUGAAACAGGAGUAAUCCUGACUGAGGAGAACGAAGUGGUUUCCAAGAGGUGGCAGAAAGGCAGUCUUGCUUGCAGAUGAUUACAUUGGUUUGGAUUAGCAAGUAUUGAGGGAGAGAAACCUUCCCAAUGUGGUGCCUCUUAGGUCGAUGGUGCAUCUCACGGUAAACUAGCAUUUAGUUUAUCAGAUUAGAUAAUCUGAAUCCCUUAUAAAUUGGGACUGUAUUAAAUCAAUCCUUUGCUACCAAACCUCAAUCCACACAGUAUUCAUGGUGGGUUUUAAAUGAGUCUUUGCGUCCAUCAGCUUUCUUCUUUGCUCAUAGAUGAUCCAUAGAAAUUGUGAAGCAAUGUUUUGAUGAUGUUUCUAGGAGCCAACAAUUUCUUUAGACAGUUGUCUGCGUUUGUAUUAUAUGACUGCCUUUGCUUUAUCACAACAGGUUGGGAGAAAUAAGUGCAGAUACCUGAGGCCUGCUUGAUCAUCAUAGCUUGUUUAGAAUUCAUGUACCUGGGACAUAAGUUUCUACCAAUGCUAACGUUUUCCAGCAUGACUUCAGAUCAGAAGUUGUUGAAAAGCCAGUCAGCUCUUCUGAUGAACAUGUUUGGCCACCAGUACAAUAUUGUGUUAUAAUGCAGUGAUAAGGCCAAAAAGGAGGGACCAUAGUACAUUAACAGAGGGCAACUGUUUACUUAUGAUUGAAUAUGAUGGGAUCUUUCUAAACAGGUUCGUUUAUAUGCCUCUGAACCAAGGCUGCAGGAGUUGGGUGUCUUUAGUAGUGGAAAGUUGAAGCAGGGUGGAUUGCUGGAUUAUAUUGAAACUAUAACUGAUAGGCCUCUAGCUGAAAGUAAAUCACUAUUUCUGAAUGGGUAUCGAUACAUUUGUGCUAUGCAAAAAAAAGACUACCAUGCAGGACACGAAAAAGAGUUGCUAGUUAAAAUUGGGUUUAAUCUGUAGGCACAAAUCUUGUUUGCUAGGAAAAGUGUCCUAAUUUUAAAGUUUACAGAUGUUCUGAGUGAAUUUCAGGCUCUUCAUCACUGGAAGUGCUUUUUUAAAGACUUAAGCUGCUAAGAACUUUGGAAGUCCACAUAUUUUAGAGGUUACCCCAUUAGGGACAAGAUCAAUGUUAUGCUUCAAACAUCAGUUCUUAUUCUACACUCAAAAGAUAACAAGGUUUUAUUUGCAGUGGUCCUUAAGUAAAUUUCUGUUGCUGUCUGUUGGGCAGAAUAAUUUUUCAGCUCUUGUAGAUCUCACCAGUGCAAGGUGCAUGUUGUAACGAGGUCAACCUAAUCCAUGUGCAAACCUGACUAUGAGAGGCUGCUAAAUAGAUAGGAGUCACUUUUAGCCAAUGGGAUUUACUAAUGGGCAUCUACCAAUAGUUUCAUUUUCUCAACAUAAUUUCUCAUCACACUGUCAGGACACUUUUAUUCUUGGUUAGGAUAAAGUACAUUAGUGUAUGCUUGUCUAUUGAGCCAGGAUUUCUUUUGUAUUUGUACAAUGGGGCAAGGCACUGACGUAACAGUCCAUGGUUGGAAACAAAUAGUUUGCUUUAAUCUGAUCCAACAGCUUUAAUAGAACUUCAAAAUUCUGAUAAUGUUGAUGAACAGCUGGUUGAAACUGAGACACUUUGUUCUUAGUCUCCCUUAUUGGAUCUCUUCCCUACUUCUAGUUGUUGGAGUGCCUUCAAUCCAGUUUGUAUUCUGUGAAAGCAAAAAAGAACUGCUUCUCUAAAGGCAACAAGUGUUCACUGGACAACAAGUCAUCCCUGAGGUUAAAAACAGUAACUUUCAAAACUUUUAGUAGAAUUUAAGACAUCCUGACCACCAUGGAUGUUACACUAAAGUUGUAGAUUUGAUUUUUUCCCCCAUUGAAAUCAUGAAUACAGUUGCAUAUUACAUUGAACAGAAUACAUUUACACUGCUCUACUUUGAAUUCUACAAUGUUGGGAGAUUUAGUCACUUUUCCUGUAUCCAUUAUUUAAAAUUGUGAAUUUUAGGAAAAGCAUCAUUCAUCUUGGCAAAUGAACAGAUGAACUAGAAAUUUCCUAUUCAGUAGUCUAUAUAGUAGGGCACAUAUAGUAGUGAAAACUAAAAUGUUAUCAAAAUAGGUUUAAUUUUUUAGAAUUGAUCAGACAAUCUGAAUUCUACAACUCAGAUUCUGAAUUUUAGCUUUCAAAUAAUGAUAGAAGCCUGGACAACUAUUAUCUGGUGCUUGGGUUUUCGGUUAUGGGAUAUGAAGAGAAAGAAAACAAAGGCUAAAACAAAGUCAUAGGUUAUAAAUCUGAGCUGCUUCUGGUCUUUUGGCUUAAAUAGCAUUGGUGGCCCUUCUUCCUUUAG